Molecule: messenger RNA, 5566 nt
Organism: Arvicanthis niloticus (Nile rat)
Lineage: Eukaryota; Metazoa; Chordata; Mammalia; Rodentia; Muridae
Gene: Emsy
Product: EMSY transcriptional repressor, BRCA2 interacting
Biological process (GO): regulation of DNA-templated transcription
Cellular component (GO): nucleoplasm
Source: RefSeq, a predicted model, not a curated record
AGCAAGCAGCGAGAGAAAAAGGAGCGAGGUAGAACUAGGACUACAACUCCCACUAGACCCCGCGUUGUCCGCCCUUUCCUUUCAAAACGCAGAGGAAAAGGGACAGGACGAAUGGAGGCUUUUGAGUGCUCGUUUCUCAAAAGGCGGGAAAGGCGAACUACACCUCCCGGCGAGCCGCGCGCGCUUGCGCCUGCGCUCUGGUAUCUGUCGCCAUCUUGCCCCUUCUGAGGCACCGCAAACAAACCUAAUUCCUGGUGUCCCCUAGUCUUGGCGGAGGAGCCUUUUAGAUGAGCCCCGAAAGGCCGGGCAGGGAGGACAAGCUCUUUGGGGCUACCAAACAGAAGCAGCAAUGCCUGUUGUGUGGCCAACCCUUCUGGAUCUCAGCAGGGAUGAAUGCAAACGGAUUCUUCGAAAAUUGGAAUUGGAGGCAUAUGCUGGAGUUAUCAGUGCACUUCGGGCACAAGGGGAUCUCACCAAGGAAAAGAAAGAUCUUCUUGGAGAACUCUCAAAAGUCCUUAGCAUCUCAACAGAGCGCCACCGUGCUGAAGUUCGGAGAGCAGUAAACGAUGAACGGUUAACAACAAUUGCACAUAAAAUGAAUUUAUCCUUAUAUUUGGGUGAAAGACCAAGUUACAGUAUGUCUGGACCUAAUAGUUCUUCAGAGUGGUCCAUCGAAGGACGUAGAUUGGUACCACUGAUGCCCAGGCUGGUUCCCCAGACGGCCUUCACUGUAACAGCUAAUGCUGUGGCCAAUGCAGCUGUCCAGCACAAUGCAUCCCUUCCCGUGCCUGCAGAGACAGCAAGCAAAGAAGUAGUGGUUUGCUAUUCCUACACAAGUACCACGUCUACCCCAACCUCUACCCCUGUUCCAAGUGGCAGCAUAGCAACGGUUAAGUCUCCAAGACCUGCCAGUCCUGCCUCCAGUGUAGUUGUCUUGCCAAGUGGAAGUACUGUGUAUGUCAAAAGUGUUAGCUGCUCAGAUGAAGAUGAAAAACCCAGAAAGCGCAGGCGAACAAACUCUUCUAGCUCCUCCCCUGUUGUCCUGAAGGAAGUUCCAAAGGCUGUUGUUCCAGUCUCAAAGACGAUCACUGUGCCCGUGAGUGGAAGUCCCAAGAUGAGCAACAUUAUGCAGAGCAUUGCCAACUCCUUACCACCCCACAUGUCACCUGUGAAAAUCACUUUCACCAAACCAUCGACACAGACAACAAACACGACAACACAGAAGGUUAUUAUAGUGACCACAUCACCAAGUUCAACCUUUGUGCCCAACAUUCUCUCCAAAUCCCAUAACUAUGCAGCAGUCACUAAGCUUGUACCAACAUCAGUCAUUGCCUCCACAACUCAGAAGCCACCUGUAGUUAUAACUGCAUCCCAGGCCUCUCUGGUCACCAGUAGCAGCAAUGGCAACAGCAGUUCUACAUCAUCACCAAUUUCUAGUACAGUUGCAGUAACAGCGGUGGUAUCUUCCACACCGUCUGUGGUCAUGUCUACAGUAGCACAAGGUGUAUCCACAUCAGCAAUCAAAGUGGCAUCCACAAGACUUCCUUCUCCUAAAAGCUUAGUGAGUGGCCCUACCCAGAUUCUUGCACAGUUUCCCAAACAGCAUCAGCAGUCUCCUAAGCAGCAGUUACAGCAAGUGCAACAGCAGACUCAGCAGCCAGGGGCCCAGCCUUCUUCAGUGUCGCAGCAGCAGCCUCCGCAGCCUCAGCAGCCUCAGCAGCCUCAGCAGUCACCAUUGCCACCUGGCAUCAAACCUACCAUCCAGAUCAAACAGGAGUCAGGUGUUAAAAUCAUCACACAGCAGGUUCAACCAAGUAAAAUCUUACCCAAACCAGUGACUGCAACUCUACCCACCAGUAGCAAUUCCCCAAUUAUGGUGGUUAGCAGUAAUGGUGCAAUUAUGACAACUAAACUGGUAACCACUCCUACCGGUACUCAGGCAACCUAUACUCGGCCAACGGUGAGCCCAUCCUUAGGUCGUGUAGCUACAACCCCUGGAGCUGCAACCUAUGUGAAAACUACCAGUGGUAGCAUCAUAACUGUAGUACCCAAAUCAUUAGCUACCUUGGGAGGCAAGAUAAUUAGCAGUAAUAUUGUUUCUGGAACGACUACCAAAAUCACUACAAUCCCAAUGACUUCCAAGCCCAACGUGAUUGUUGUACAAAAGACUACAGGAAAAGGAACGACCAUUCAAGGCCUCCCUGGCAAAAACGUUGUCACAACAUUGCUAAAUGCUGGAGGAGAAAAGACUCUUCAGACAGUGCCAACCGGAGCAAAGCCAGCUAUAAUUACUGCUACAAGACCCAUCACCAAAAUGAUUGUAACACAGCCCAAAGGAAUAGGUUCCACAGUCCAGCCAGCAGCUAAAAUCAUUCCAACAAAAAUUGUAUAUGGACAACAAGGGAAAACACAGGUUCUCAUUAAACCCAAACCAGUAACAUUUCAAGCUACAGUUGUUAGUGAACAAACAAGGCAGCUGGUAACAGAAACAUUACAGCAAGCAUCCAGAGUAGCAGAGGCCGGUAAUUCAUCUGCUCAGGAAGGAAAAGAAGAACCACAGGGUUAUACAGACAGUAGUUCCUCUUCCACAGAGUCCUCCCAGAGUUCUCAAGAUUCCCAGCCUGUAGUUCAUGUAAUUGCUUCCCGGCGUCAGGAUUGGUCAGAACAUGAGAUUGCAAUGGAGACUAGCCCCACCAUAAUAUAUCAGGAUGUAUCCAGUGAAUCACAAUCAGCUACUUCAACAAUCAAAGCUCUAUUAGAACUCCAACAGACAACAGUAAAGGAAAAAUUGGAAUCUAAACCAAGACAACCCACUAUUGACUUGAGUCAAAUGGCAGUACCUAUUCAGAUGACCCAAGAAAAGAGACAUUCUCCUGAGAGUCCAUCCAUUGCUGUGGUAGAGUCAGAACUAGUUGCUGAAUACAUCACCACGGAACGCACUGAUGAGGGGACAGAGGUUGCUUUUCCCCUUCUAGUCAGCCAUCGUUCCCAGCCCCAACAGCCUUCCCAGCCCCAGCGGACCCUGCUCCAACAUGUGGCUCAGUCACAGACUGCGACACAGACUUCGGUGGUAGUAAAGUCCAUCCCAGCAUCUUCCCCUGGAGCAAUCACCCACAUCAUGCAGCAGGCAUUAAGCAGUCACACUGCUUUUACCAAACACAGUGAGGAACUUGGAACUGAGGAGGGUGAGGUUGAAGAGAUGGACACAUUGGAUCCUCAGACAGGUCUGUUUUACCGCUCUGCCCUGACACAAUCGCAGUCAACUAAACAGCAGAAACUUAGCCAGCCCCAGCUGGAACAGACUCAGCUGCAAGUGAAAACUCUGCAGUGCUUCCAGACCAAACAGAAGCAGACCAUCCAUCUGCAGACAGACCAACUCCAGCACAAGCUCACACAGAUGCCCCAGCUCUCCAUCAGGCAUCAGAAACUGACUCCUCUCCAACAGGAACAAGCACAGCCCAAGUCAGAUACACAGCACACACAGCAUACCGUGGUGGCCAAAGACAGGCAGCUUCCUACCUUAAUGGCACAGCCCCCACAAACUGUAGUACAGGUGCUUGCCGUGAAAACCACACAGCAGCUUCCUAAACUGCAGCAAGCUCCGAACCAACCAAAAAUCUACGUGCAACCCCAAACUCCCCAGAGCCAAAUGGCGCUCCCCACCUCAUCAGAGAAACAGCCUGCAAGCCAGGUGGAGCAGCCAAUUAUAACCCAAGGAUCCUCUGUUACAAAGAUAACAUUUGAGGGGCGCCAGCCUCCCACAGUUACAAAGAUAACUGGUGGCAGGUCUGUUCCUAAGCUGACAUCACCAGUUACAAGCAUAUCUCCCAUUCAGGCCUCUGAGAAGACAGCAGUGUCAGACAUUUUGCAAAUGUCUUUGAUGGAAGCUCAGAUUGAUACAAAUGUAGAACAUAUGGUAGUGGAUCCCCCAAAGAAGGCUCUAGCCGCCAAUGUGCUCACUGGUGAGGCAGGAGCUCUACCCUCCACCCAUGUGGUGCUGGCAGGGAUGACGAAAUGUAGAGAGUCCUGUUCAAGUCCAUCUGCUGUUGGCCCUCCCGUAACGACCAGAAAAAUGGAAGCAGCAGGAGUGCCUACGGCAGGCCAGUUCAUGCGUAUUCAGAAUGUAGGCCAAAAGAAAGCUGAAGAGAGCCCAACAGAAAUUAUCAUCCAGGCCAUUCCCCAAUAUGCUAUUCCUUGUCACUCCAGCUCCAAUGUGGUGGUGGAGCCCAGUGGGCUUCUUGAGUUGAACAACUUCACCAGUCAGCAGCUAGAUGACGACGAGACAGCCAUGGAGCAGGAUGUAGACAGCAGCACGGAGGAUGGGACUGAGCCCAGCCCCUCUCAGAGCGCUGUAGAGCGGUCCUAGUGUGCAGACCCCGCCCGGAGUGCACUUUAGAGCCUGCUUGGUUACCAAGUGUGCAGGGAAACUUACAAUUUGUUAUAGUAAAAAAAAAAAAAAAAAAAAAAAAAAAAGCACUUUGCUCAUACUUAGGCUGGGGACCUAGAAACACAGUGUUUCGAUGAGAUGUUGCUGCAGGAGCAGCAUUUUAACAAGAUUAAACUCACAGAGGAAUGUACUUUAAAAAAAAUAGAGAGGGAAAAAAAAAAAAAAAAAAAAGCAAAGGAAACCACGCACCCCGUGGAGCCUGGCACCUUGUUGGUGCUGGGCAGUGGGAAGAGACUUUCCUAUGAGUGGUGCUUGGCUGCUUUCCACUGAGCAGAUGCCAUUGAAAAAGGAAAAGAAAGGAGAAUAUGAAGAGUUUGUAUUUUUGAAAUGAUGUACCUGAACAGUUUUUUAAAAAUCGUGUUUGUUUUUGCAAAUCCCUGGAAAUGUUGAUUUGGCUAACAUUUUACAUUUGCUCAGUUCAUGCUUAGUUUAUGAAUACCUAGGAAAGUUCUGGCAUUAAAGAGUCCUUGCUGGAGGGUAAAUAUCAGCUUGCUGACCGGAAGUGUUUGGGGUGGCUUGCACAUGUGCUCCUUGGUUGUACACUAAUUUAUUGUGGUGUUCCACACUUGCCUAUUUAUUUAAUGUAAAUGUUUUCAAGCAGGCCAAAUCCCUUCUCCUACAUGUCCUGGGAAGCUGGGUAGCCUUCCCUCCCCCGCCCCUUAAGAAGACGGAUGAGAGAAGAUUGGUCAGGAAGCAGGAAAAGACAUUUCUAAGCCCAAAGGAAAUGUUCAGUCCUGUUAAUGAAAAUGAACUCUUCGCUUAUUUGAUGCUUUCUCAAUACGAAUACCGAAGUUGCACAUCCACGUUGGACUGAGACUUUGAAAACGACUUUUACUUACUUUGGUUUAAAUCCUUUGAAAUGUAUGAAAAUGUUCACUUACAGUUCUAAAUGUAAUGUUUUUAAGUUUUUACUUUUUUAGGGUGCAGUUUGUCUACUUACUGGUUUGGUCUUUUGAUUGCUGUCUAUCACAAAUAGAGUGAAGGGUAAGGGAUGGGAGGGUAAGAAUUUUGACAAGCUGUGGCAAAGGAAACUAUAAUUUUCAUUUUUAAAAAGUGUAAAUAGAAAAGUUUUUAACGGUUUUAUAUGAAUUUCACUAUAAAUAAGCAUUUUAAGACUGA